AUGGGUCGACAUCGUCUAAUUGCCGGAGCUAUCCUCAUCUUCACCUUGUUCACCGGUGUCAUCUUUCCCUCCGAUGCUCAGGGAGAAGGCAAUGGGAACGGCUUAACUGUCGGGUUUUAUGCUUCAAGUUGCCCCAAGGUUGAAGACAUUGUUACGGAGGUUGUAGCUCGAUUAUCGAAGCAAGAUCCCACGCUCCCUCCUGCUCUCCUCCGCCUCUUUUUCCAUGAUUGCUUUGUCAAGGGUUGUGAUGCCUCAGUCCUGUUAGACGAAACACCAUCUGGUCAGCCUGUAGAGAAAAAAUCAGCAGGCAAUGGUGACACAAUUAGAGGUCUUGAGGUCAUUGAUGAGAUAAAGACUCAGGUCGAGAAAGAGUGCCCCAAAACUGUAUCCUGCGCUGACAUAUUAGCAUUUGCUGCUAGAGAAGCCGUUAAUCUCUCCGGCCUACCCCGUCACACAGUCCCAGCCGGUCGCCAUGACAGUAGGACUUCCCGUGCUUCUGAUGCCGACUACUACCUUCCUACACCUGCAAUGCCUCUAGAAAAGAUUAUUGCUAUGUUCGCCGAAAGAAACCUGACAAUAGAAGAUAUGGUUGUCUUGUUAGGCGCACAUUCCAUGGGUCAAGCACAUUGCACCCAAUUUACAGACAGACUAUACAAAUUUAACAAAGAUACUCCCCGGGACCCUUCCCUGAACGCAAUAUAUGGUAAUGAGCUAGCCGGAAAAUGCCCGGAAGCAAUGUCUAAGGAGCAAGCAUCACGUACCACGGUGGACUUGGAUCCGACGACACCCCGUGUCCUCGACAUUCAGUAUUAUGUGAACCUGUUGCAAGGGAGAGGCUUGCUUCAAUCGGAUCAAGUACUUUCUACAGAUUCCCGCACCGGAGGCAUUGUGAACGCAAUGGCUGCUAGCUCUGAUACUUGGAGUACAAAAUUUCUCAGGGCCAUAAUCAAGAUGGGGAGAUCAAAUGUUCUCACCGAAGAUGAAGGAGAGAUUAGAACAAAUUGCCGGAACUAUCUCAAAUAA
Messenger RNA from Fragaria vesca subsp. vesca, 1023 nucleotides. Its product is annotated as peroxidase 5-like. Gene Ontology annotation, molecular function: heme binding; peroxidase activity. The record is from RefSeq and is a predicted model, not a curated record. The transcript has 2 exons. Lineage: Eukaryota; Viridiplantae; Streptophyta; Magnoliopsida; Rosales; Rosaceae. The coding region runs from base 1 to 1023 and encodes 340 amino acids. Gene Ontology annotation, biological process: hydrogen peroxide catabolic process; response to oxidative stress.